AUGGAUUCCAGAACAGAUGCCUUAAUCGCUUUUGUGUCCAACAGUGCUGCACAGAGCCACCUUGCUUCUGAUCUGCAACGACAAUUGAUUUUGUUUGGGAAUAUUUUGAGGUCCCCUGCUGACCACCUGCUGCGACUCCUGGAACUUUACAACCGACAACGGAUCCGACAACUGAUCGCUGUGAACAUCUUAAGUUGGAGCUCACGGCGCAAGCCCGACGGCGUAACCGACCUGGCUGGAAACGUUGACCCAACUCUUGUCCACGCGCCCCGGCGUAUCGAGUCUGACUCGUAUUUGCAGACUGGCGACGAUGCAAUCGCCGUGAAGAGCGGAUGGGAUUGUUUCGGGCGUGACCUGGCAGUUGCAUCCGAGAACAUCACCAUCCGUCGCGUCACAGUGAGGCAAACAAGGGGUUGCAAUGCCGCUGCCUUCACCAUCGGUUCAGAGAUGUCUGGGGGCGUCCAGGAUGUGACCAUCGAAGAUUGUCAGGUGCUCAAUGCCGGCGUGGCGGUCGAAAUUAAGGCGUUUCACUCGCGGUGGUGCGGUGGUUGUUACGGGUUGACCGCCGAGAAUGGGGGUGGGCUCAUCCCGGGGGGGCUUCGUGCGACGGAUUCAGGUCCGGAAGUUGGAGGUGUUGGCCACUGCGCGUGGAGCACUGGUUGUGAUGGCUUCGUACCCCGAGAACAAUCCCUUCUGCCGAGGGAAAACACAGCCCGCACCAGCUGUGUCGGACAUCAGCUUCGAAGAAGUGACGGUCCAUGGACCCACCCAAGGAGCCUUGGUUCAGUUCCAGGGGUCUCCAGAGGUCUUCAUGAGGAACUUGACGGUGCGGCAGCUGCUGGCGAAGCAGGGAGCCUGGCAGGGGACCUGGGACCCGGUACCAGGGUCAAUCUGGCCCGGUGA
Molecule: messenger RNA, 903 nt
Organism: Cladocopium goreaui
Lineage: Eukaryota; Dinophyceae; Suessiales; Symbiodiniaceae
Source: the annotation of a GenBank genome assembly